Hemibagrus wyckioides is the source of this 2617-nucleotide messenger RNA. It is a transcript of the gene ccdc175, whose product is annotated as coiled-coil domain containing 175. The record is from RefSeq and is a predicted model, not a curated record. The transcript has 13 exons. NCBI's taxonomy places the organism in Eukaryota, Metazoa, Chordata, Actinopteri, Siluriformes, Bagridae. The coding region runs from base 6 to 1640 and encodes 544 amino acids.
AUGAGAUGAUGAGCACCAUUCAGGAGCAGACAAAGAUGAACACUGAGAUGCAGAAAGAGCUGGACGUGGCUUUGUCCAAGCGUGUGAAGAAAGAAGAGAGAGCUGAUGAGCUUUUAAAUCAAAUCUCAUUGUUGGAGAGAAGUAUGGUCAGGCUGAAGGCGUCACAAGAGAAACACGCAGAACAGAUCAAGGGCAAGGCUGAAAAAUCAGACGAGCUCACGGAGCAGAGAAAGCUCCGUGAGAAAGAGCUAGAAGAGCUGAGAGAGGCACUGAAGCUGCAGCUGCUCAGCCUUCAGGAGAACAUCGGGACGGUGGAACGAGAGAUAGAAGAGGAGCAGAAGGAGAAUGGCGUUCGUCUCGAGGCUCUCUCGAAGCUUUCAUCUAUUUUCAGAGCUCAGAGGCAGAAGGAAGACGACGCUCUGGCGGAUCAGCGCGGCCUGAACAGAGAACUGGAGAAAUCGAAGCGGAGGCUGGAUGAGCGCUUUGCCUCCAUCGCCAAAUAUAAACUAGAAACCAAAGCGAUGGAGGAGGAGAUGAAAGAGCUUCAGGAGGCCAACAAGGUCAGUGUGGAGAUGUUUCAGAAGAAGCUUCUGGAGCUCGAGGGGCAGCUGACCAGAGAGAAGCAGAGCAGGGCAGAACUCAAGGCGGAGAGAGAAGAACUCUGUGUGAGAAUCGAAACUCUGAAAGAUCAUCACGAGGACAGUGUGAGGAAACUCCGCUCUGCCAGCGCACUACACAAGACGAGAUACAGCACACUAACUGAAGAGAAAAUAAAACUGCAGGAACAUGAAGGCCUGAGCUGUGUGAUGGAGGAGCUAACACAGCGCAUCUCCAGAGCGGAGGCGGAGCACAAACAGACGCAAAUCAGCUCCAACAACCAAAUACAGAGGAUCAGCAUGGAGGCGGAGUCAAUCACUCAAGCUCGACUGGAGGAAGAAAAGGAGCUGAAGGAUCAGGAGUCGAUGCUGUCGAAGGUCGAGGCUCAGUUUGACGUUCUUCAUUCUCAACAUCAAGCCCUCAAACAACAAACAACUGAGCUGAAGGCCAGAAGAUCUCACCUGGAGUUUUCCAUACAGCAGGUGACAGAGCGAGCCGCGGCGGCGCUCCAGGUGAAGGAAGAUCUGAAGAAGGAGCUGCAGACCCUGCGAGAGGAGCACAUGGAGCUGGUGCGCUCACACGCUGAGCAGAUCGACACCACCGAGAGGAGCGUUUAUGAGAACGGACUGAUGCUGGAACAAGUGAAGAUGGAAAACAGUCGCCUUCAUCUGUGUAUUGAAGGAAUGAAGGAGGACAUUGUUAAUGCGAGGAGAGAGAAGGAGAAGAACACGCAGGAAACGAACUGGAUGAAAGAGGAAGUGCGGUCCAUUUAUGGUGAGUUUCCUUCCAUGUUAUACUGGAGUAACAUCUGUGUUUAUUCAGCGUCUCCGUUUUUACUCUCUAACACAUUCCUCAACGCUGUCUCACAUGCUAACAAUCUGCAGGAGGUUUACUGGAAGCCUGGAGCAAAGAUCAACUGGCCACAGAGGAAUCUUCAGAAAAAGACCAGAAGCUGUUGGAAGCAAUGCAGAUGUUCAUGCUGCAGGUCCAGGAGAGGAAGCAGAGCGUCAGAGACAUCAACAGCAGGCUCGAGUCAGAGCUGAAGGCCAUGAGCAGGCUGCUAGAAAUCACUAAACCUCAACAGAAACAUCUGUAAAGGAGAUUGAGCAGGUUUCAUAAGAAUAGUACCGUCUUCAUAACAUCUGGACUCAUCUCACCAGCAGCAGAGAGCUCGAGAAACCACUUGUUUUCUCCUCUCUGUAACACCACAUACUGCGACUCUCCUUUAACUUCAAGAGAAUAAACAAAAACAGCUGAAAGUAAUUUACUUCAUGGACUUUUCAUAAUUAUAACUGGAUAAAAGUGAAGGAAGGAAGGAAGGAAGGAAUUUACUUCAUGAAUUUCCAGGACUAGAACUGGAUAAACCUUGUCAGAUUGCUGUGGUGUAAAAGAAAUGAAACAUUUCAGUCUUUAUAUUUAUUUAUAAAAUAUGAGAAAAGCUGAGAGUCGUAUCUCAGGAACGAGGUGAAAACUCACGCAGUGUCAGAAUUCUUUUUUAUCCGUUUAUAUUGCACCUGUGACUCUGUACAUUUCUUCAUAGAUUUCUUAUCAAACAGUAAAACCCUGAACAGAUCCAUUUACAUGCAGAGACAUUACACACACACACACACACACACACACACACACAGUAUAUACACAUGCUAAUAAAAAUGUCUAGCUAUACAGACACAGACAGAGACGUCUCUCACGUGUACAUCAGGUGAUCUCUGUUAUUUUCCCGCGAACACGUUUAGAAUCCUCACGUCACGCAUGUGACAGUUUGGCACAGAGAAGUUCGCAAGAAGAGACAAAUAACAGGAGAAAUAAUGAGCGUACAUUCACAGACCAGCUGCAAUAAACACCACAGAGAGGAACACACACACACACACAAUCAGUACAACUGUACAAAUUUACAAAGUGGGAAAGAAAAUGUACCAUUCAGUACUAAUUUACAGCUCAGAGGCAGAGCGGUGAGGAUGUUCAGCGUCUCUACACAGAGGGAAAAGAAAAAACAAGGCGGAUUCCAGAGUCGUUUAUAAAA